UUUCGCCGGGACUUUUAGUUGACAGUACCAGAGACGGACCAACGGUAGAAACAGUCCGACUGGCACUAAUUCACAAGCAAUAUCGCCUUAAAAAAGGAAUUACCUAACAUAUAUUACUCAAGUAAUUUCUGUUUUAUUUUAUUAAUCUCUUUGACGGAUAUACAAGGCGCUUUCGGUGCCUGGUGGUUCGCUACACACAACAAUAACAAUGGCUUCUGGGUCACCGUCUUCGUCCCCGGACACUGCGACGGGCUCAGGUACAGACCCUGCUCGACCUGACACAGGGGAGCCCCUCGGUGGAGCAGGCUCCGAUUCAGACUCGGAUAUGGGCUUGGGAAAGUUUGACUGUAGCGCCGUGGAAAUGGCUGAGCGGUUGGAGGGCGAUGAGCUGGAGAGCGAGUUCGAGUCUGCAGCAGCCCGUGUACAAGGUCUGGUUCAGACAGCCAGCAGGGACCAGCUGCUGUACCUGUAUGCUCGAUACAAACAGGUCAAAGUUGGAAAGUGCAAUACAGCUAAACCUGGCUUCUUUGACUUUGAAGGACAACGGAAGUGGCAAGCCUGGAAGCAGCUCGGAGAUAUGGAUGCAGAGCAGGCGAUGCAGGAGUACAUUUCCUGCGUCAACGUUUUGGAUCCUGAAGGUGUCACAAAGGAAAGACAAGGAGCUGAGAAGAAAAAAGGCUUCGGAGGACCAGUUGUCAGCUGUUUAUACCAAGAAGAGACGAUCAGGGAAGAGGAUAAGAACAUCUUCGACUACUGCAGAGAAAACAACAUCGACCACAUCAAUAAGGCCAUCAGUUCCCAGAAGGUGGACGUCAAUGCUAAAGAUGAAGAGGGCCGGGCUCUGCUGCACUGGGCCUGUGACCGAGGACACAAAGAGUUGGUGUCGCUGUUACUGCAGCACAAAGCAGACAUCAACAGUCAGGACAAUGAAGGACAAACUGCACUACAUUACGCGUCUGCGUGUGAGUUCGCCGACAUCGUGGAGCUCCUGCACGGAGCUGACCCGUCCAUCAAAGACAUGGAGGGCUCGCUCCCGGAGGAGGUCACUGACUCCAGUGCCAUCUCCUCUCUCCUCCGCCAGUACACGGCUCCAAAAGGCUAAACCACUCACCGAGCCACCACCUGUGUCCCGGUCUGAUCUCAUUUACUCAUUCAGCCUCCUCGCCAUCUUCUCUGCAGCGCUGAAGCGACCGUGUUCCACCUCAGUGCACUGUUACAACCUUGGUUGAACAAGUUUGAAACGUUGAUGCUUCCAAAUAUGUUUGAAAAUAUUGGUUUAGUUUCUUUGUAAUUCCUUUUAAAGAGGUUUAAAAAAAUAAAACGCUGUCAUGUUUUCAUCAUUUUACAUGAUGAUCGUCCUCCACCAGAACAACCUUCAGUUUGUUCUCUUGACGAGUACUGUAAAAUACAGUAGUGGUUUCACAGCCGGUUCAGAUGGUUUACUGAUGUACAGUAGUUAUAUAAUGAAGUUGUUGUUGAGAAUGUUGCAAGCAAUCGAAGAAAUUUCAAAACUGAAUUGAUUGACAUUCCACACAAAAUUAGAAGAAAAUAGGAGAAAGAAAUAUGAUGCAAUGUAUUGUUUAUACAACAGUUAAAAGGUUUAGAUAUCCAGGCUACAUUUUUUCCUCAUGACUCAGUUGUGUUUAAAGGAAUGCUUUCAUUGUUUGACAUAUCAUUAAAUAUCUCUGAAAUCUGUCUUUCCUGUGGAUCUCUAACCAUCCCUUCCCUGCUGGUUCCUAUCUGCAGUCGAAAUACCAACUGCACAUUUUGUUCACGACAAAUCUCUUUUUUUCUCUGAGCCACUGCCUUGUUUCACUCCUGCUCUUCUCCCCCAGCCUUUACUUAAAGCCUCACUAAUCUGCUUUGACACCAGGACUUAGAUAAACCCCUCCACAUGUCAGGCUGCAGCCUGUCAGUCACUCACAGACGUACAACAGCAGUAGAAGGUCUACCCAGCAUUGGCAGUCCACACCAGGGACAGCCCUUCACCUUCAAUUUGUGCACUGACAGCUUCAGCACUGUACUUGCGAAUAGAGACGUAAGUGAGCUGUGCAAUACACGAGG
Messenger RNA from Cynoglossus semilaevis (tongue sole), 2064 nucleotides. RefSeq names its product acyl-CoA binding domain containing 6 (gene acbd6). NCBI's taxonomy places the organism in Eukaryota, Metazoa, Chordata, Actinopteri, Pleuronectiformes, Cynoglossidae. Gene Ontology annotation, molecular function: protein binding; fatty-acyl-CoA binding. The record is from RefSeq and is a predicted model, not a curated record.